ACCAUAUAUUUGAUAUCUUCUUAUGUGUGGGGAUCGAAAAGCGUAAAAUGUAUACACAUCUUACACUUUCUCAUCAAGGUAGAGAGACGAUUUUUGGAAAACCGUCAGCUCAAUAUAUACAUAUCUGGUGUCAGCUUAUAUGUGGGUUCUAAAAAGUGUAAAGUGUAGCACAUCUUACACUAUCUCGUUAAGACAAAUAAACGAAUUUUAAAAAAUUAUUAGCUAAACAAUAAAGGGUUUAUGAAGGGUUCUUUUGCUUAUUACUCUUUGGAUCCCUUGUGCUCUGAAAUUUUCCUGUCUAUGUUGUCGGAAAAACCCAACUCCCAUUCAUAAAUGCACCCAUCAUCGUACACUGUCCCACUCUAAUUCCAAUGACUCGUACAACUUCCCAAACCCGUACCCGUACCCGAACCCGAACCCGCCGUCUUUCAUCUUGUUACCGCCACCCAUCAGAGCCGGUCACCGGCAUCUGCGCCGCAUGCCUCCGUGAACGCCUCUCAGGUCUCGACUCCUCCGGUGACCCUGAACUCUCUAUUGUAACCCGACCCGAAACAGAACUCGAACCGGAACCUGAACCUGAACCGGGUUUGUUUUCUCCGGAUCUUCGCCGUUGUAGGUCUGUUUCGGUUUCUACUGCUAAGUGUGAAGGUUCUACUAGCUGGUCGGAGCCACGUCGGAGAUCUUGCGACGAUAGGUCGUCGUCGUACCGGAAUACUCUUGUAAAUCUUUUUGGAGUGGACGAUGAGGUCGGUGGAUCAAAUGUUGAAUCGAAGAACCUAGGAUUGACGAAUUUGUCUGAUAAUGUUUGUCGGGCAAUUGUUGAGCAUAAAGACAGUGAAGAAGUUAGGGUUCGAGCUGAUGCAUUGGUAAGAAUUGAGGAUGUUGAAGAAGAUACUGGAGAUGGAGAGCUUAAGACAAUGAAAGAGUUCAUCGAUCUCGAAUUCGAUACGAAAAAUCACAAAUCGAAGGAUUUUCGUGUGAAUUUCAGGGAAGCAGCUUCAGUUUUCAGUAAGAAAUUGCAGAAAUGGAGGCAAAAGCAAAGGGAAAAGAAGGUUAGCAGCAGAAAUAAUGAAGGAAAUGAUAGGUUUUCAGCUGGAAAUAGCAAGUUGAUAGGGUAUACAUCGAAGGAUAAUCAGUCUGAGAUUGGGGAAUGUGUGAUUGGGAGGCGAUCUUGUGAUAUAGAAUCUCGAUUUUCAGUUGAUGGAGGGCGAUUGUCCUUGGAUUGUCCUUGGAUUUCCAUUGAUGAGCCUAGAGCUUCUUGGGAUGGAUAUAUGGUAGCUAGGACUAUUCCACGAUUAACACCGAUGUUAUCAGUUGUGGACAAUGGGUUUUUAGGGAAUGGAAAUGGGUUUGAUAAGCAUCGAGCAUCGCUUGAUGGGCAAAUGCAGGCUAUAGUAGAAGAUGAGAGUAGUUCUGGUGGAUCAGGGCAGUCAAAUUCGGAUUCGUCAUCGUCACAAAGGGGAAGUAGUUUUGAUAGGUCGAGUUCCGUUCAGAGUUUUGGCAAGAGGACAUCGGAUUUGGAGGUGUCAAAUUCAUCUCCUGCUCACGUCAAGUUGGUUUUUACAGAGAGGGAAUUGAAAGAUUGGCACUUGAAUUCUAUCAAAGAUGAGCACUUGAAUAAGUAUGAAUCAUUUUCCAAGAAUGGAACUGUUGCUGAUAGUUGUGGCGCCAAGAAGGGGUCGAAGAAGCCUGCCCGGUGGCGUGAGGUGUUUAAUCUCUUUGGUAACAAGCACAAGCUCAAUAGCAACAAGGUAGAAACCCGAAAAGGUGAAGGAGAAACUGUCAGUUCAGUCACUGAUACUAAUGUGAAGCAAGGAGACAAGGGUUAUGAUAAUGUAAAAGAGGCUGCUCAAUGGAGGCUUACACGCAGCAGCAGCAUUGUUGGGGCUAGAAAAUCCUGCAGCAGCUCCUACAUUCCUGCUAGGAAUUCCUGCAGUAGCACUUUCGAUCAGCCUAGGAAUUCGUGUGACAUGAGUGAAUUAAAUUACAAGAAGAAAGUUGCUGAAUGUGCCGCCUCUGCUAACUUUCGCAGGGAUGCUUUUGUGCUCGAGAGGAACAAGAGUGUUAAAUGCUCUUCAAAUGACAUUGAUAAUGGUACGUUGCCAUUUUAUUUGAUGCCACUGAGGACUUCUAGGAGCCGUAAAUCCACUGAGAACAAGUUUACAAAGCCCCUUCACGCCACUAGCAAUGUUCUGCACUGAAUUGAAAGGAAGAUACUACAUGUAGUUUACCACGUAUCUGAUUUUGUAAAAAACGAUUUAUCUUUGUCUCUAUCGGCAUACCUUGUUAUUUGAAUAUCAAAAUCCUUUCUUAUAACGCUUAGCUUAAAUUUUUACUUUUGUUCCCUUGUUAUUA
Capsicum annuum is the source of this 2355-nucleotide messenger RNA. Its product is annotated as protein OCTOPUS-like. The transcript has a single exon. The record is from RefSeq and is a predicted model, not a curated record. Bases 372 to 2201 code for a protein of 609 amino acids. Lineage: Eukaryota; Viridiplantae; Streptophyta; Magnoliopsida; Solanales; Solanaceae.